This is a messenger RNA of Onthophagus taurus, 657 nucleotides long. The record is from RefSeq and is a predicted model, not a curated record. NCBI's taxonomy places the organism in Eukaryota, Metazoa, Arthropoda, Insecta, Coleoptera, Scarabaeidae.
AUGGAGAUUGUAGAAACUAUGUUUGGAGAUAAUUUUGCCAAACAAUUACAAUCCAUACCUCUUUCAAAUGAUACUGUUGCCCGCCGAAUUGGUGAUAUAGCCGAAGAUGUACAGCACCAGCUUCUCGAAAAGUUUUAUGACAAAUUGUUUUCGAUUCAGCUUGACGACGCAACAGAUAGCAAUGAAGACGCUCAUUUAAUUGCCGAUGUCUGGUUUUGUGAUCGCAUAUCGGCACUAGAAGAACUACUUUUCUGCAAACCUAUAGAACUCAAAGCAACAGCACUCGCUUUGUUUGAUAUUUUAAUUGAUUUUAUUAAUGAGGCAAACAUAGAGUGGAAGAAUUGCGUUGGAAUAUGCACCGAUGGUGCUUGUACAAUAUCUGGAAGAUUCCAAAGCGUACAAGCACUUGUGAAACAAAAAUUUCCGCAAUGUGUCUGGACACCGACCAUCAAUAGAAAGGCUCUGGUUUCCAAAGAAAUGAGUCCUGGUCUCAACAUUGUACUAACGACGGUUGUAACUGUAGUAACUUAUAUAAAAAUGAGACCCGUAAAAUCAAGAAUCUUUAAUGCACUUUGCAAAGAUAUGGGUGCAGAACAUUCGACGUUGCUAUUUUAUUGUGAGGCCAUCGCGUGGGAAAUUUCUACAACGUGUUUAUGA